Molecule: messenger RNA, 1349 nt
Organism: Dermacentor silvarum
Lineage: Eukaryota; Metazoa; Arthropoda; Arachnida; Ixodida; Ixodidae
Product: AF4/FMR2 family member lilli-like
Exons: 7
Coding region: 210-1349 (379 amino acids)
Cellular component (GO): plasma membrane; cilium; stereocilia ankle link complex
Source: RefSeq, a predicted model, not a curated record
UUAACGUGGACAAGGGCCGCAGCCUGGGCCUCACCAUCCGCGGCGGCCAGGAGUACGGCCUUGGAGUCUUCGUCAUUGGCGUCGACAGGCACUCGGCCGCCGAUAUCGCCGGGCUACAGGUAGGCGAUGAGAUCCUGUCGGUGAACGAGCACGACCUGAGCGAGCUGACGCACGACGAGGCCGCCGACGUGCUCCAGCACGCGCCUCGCAUGAUACUGCGCGUGCGCCGCCUGGGCAAGGUGCCUUGCGACCCCGCCCUGCUGGCUGACGGCGACGAUGACGUGGACGACGACCGCACUCGGAGAAGCGUCCAGGACUGCAGGAUGGUGGACCACCACGGUUACGGCAGUGCGCGCGGCGACGUGGAGCGACUAGAGUGCGGACUGGCUGACCCAAUGGCCUCCCGCGUGAGCCGCGGCAGCAGCCGGCGCCUCAGCCCUCGGCGCCAGACCAGCGAGGAAAUCGAAGAGGCACUGGACGCCAAGUGCGCCGAACUACUCUCGCCAAGUGCGCGCAUCUCGCUGGCCUACUACCGGAACGAGUACGAGACACGUGCCAUGACAGUGGAUGCCCUGGUCGCGGUGCUGCUGGAGCUUCUGGACACGCCGCACAAGUACGCGCUCCUAGGGCACCUGAGAAACUCCAUACGACCGGAGGAUCUCGACAAGUUUGACGAGCUGCUGUACCGGCGAGAGGUCCAGGCGGCGCGGUCCAAAGAAACGCAGCAGCAGGUGCAACUCCAGCUUCAGCAGCAGCAGCAACAACAGCAACAGCAGCAGCAGCUCCAGCAGCAGCAGCAGCAGCAACAACAGCAACAUCAGCAGCAGUCGGUUGUGGUGGAAGGUGCCUGCGGGGGCGCUGAGCUGCCCAGCGAGGACAGCGGAGUUGACCUGGCCAGUGGGGGCGGCGGAGGCGGCGGCAGUCUUCAGCAGGGCGGAGGCAGCCGGCGACGCAGACCUCCGUUCCGGCGGCACAGCAGCGGCGGUGAGUCUGGCGACAAACAGCUGGCCGUCGAGGACCGCCGCUGGAGCAGCGUCAGCGAGCCGCCCAUGGACCCGGACGUGGCGCUCGCCCAGCGGAUCGUGCGUGACCUGGAGCUGAUACCGGCCGAAGAGCCCGUGCGGUUGCCGCGCGUGCGCCGCUGCCGCCCGUCGGCUGCCGCCAAGCGCACCACGUUUGCACCGCUGCCCGCUUCCACUGGCGGCACCUCCGCCGACACCGCCGCGGAUGCUCAGCACGACACCAAGGACAAGGUACAGAUGACAGCGCAGGCAGAUUCGGACGCAACAUAUGUUCUUAUCACGCUGGUGUUUGUGUUCUCGGUUGUUUUCGCUACAUUGCAAUCAUAA